AUGGGACCAGACCAUACCACUUACGGGUUAAUGUUGAGAGUUGUACGCACUGAUACUGUUCGAAAGCGGAAGGCCAUACCACCAGUUGGUUCACGCCCGCCGACUUGCCCGCCAGCUUCGCCGUCGGCGCUGAACCUUCUAGAAGCCGCCUGGGUGUCCUAUCGCUUCGGUCGCACGACGGCGCCACGCCGCCACCGGUCCAGCUUUGGUGACUUGCACGUCUGUCUUUUUCUAACCGUUGGCACGACGCCUUUUCCGCGUCGCCGUGCCCCCAACUUUGUAUGUGCGUCGCUACCACGUGUGCCGUGUGCGAUCGAAAGCGGCGUUUUUACCGUGUGCGUGCCUGAGCUAAAAGCUUGUCUUGGUAGCGGCCCAGCUGUAUACCUACAGAAUUACGUUGGUUGA
Messenger RNA from Macrosiphum euphorbiae (potato aphid), 405 nucleotides. NCBI's taxonomy places the organism in Eukaryota, Metazoa, Arthropoda, Insecta, Hemiptera, Aphididae. The record is from the annotation of a GenBank genome assembly.